GGGGUCCUUAUUUUAGCAUCUUACUUCUUCAUUAUCCCACGUCUGUAUGCAUUAUGUCGUAGAAACGUAAAGAAACUCCUAAUUUUUUCUUGGACAUGACUUAACAUGGGCAGCUACAGUGACUCCACCAGUGACCUAGAUGAGGAGCUGCCUGUGUUUGACUUCCUCCAGCCGAGUCAAAACCUCAGCCGAGCCCCCCAGAGUUACCCAGAGAACUUAGUUGACCUGGAUGUCUCCGAUGCAGAAGAGCCAGCCAUCUUCUCCCCAGCGAAGGGCAGUGCUGAUGUAAUGAUGAUCAGCAGCGAUUCUGAUGACAAUGCACCUUAUGUCCCUCUGGCACAGAGACUCAAACAGAGACAAGACAAUGUGAUUAGUGCCUCCUCCACUGUCGCUAAUGAGAAAGAUGCUGAGCAGUAUUCGCCAUCCAAUCUGGCCGGCUCACAGCUCUCUUGCCAGAAUGGGUUUUCAGAGUCAGAGCAGCCUCUCAGCGUCCAUCAGGUGAGAACAGUGAGCCGUGGGGUCUCAGAUGUUCCAGAUGAGAUGGCGACUCUCCCUCAGCAAUGGCUCCCUCCCACUGACACCUCUCCUGCCAAGAGGAAACCAGCCAAGCGAACGGCGGAGGAGAUCCAGGCCUCCAGGGAGGAGGCUUUGAGGAGGAGGCAGGCCAGGGAGGCACAGCAGAGGGGCAAGGAGGUGCUCAGGCAGGAACAAGAGAGACAGAGAGCAGAGAAAAAAGCUCUGGUAGAGGCUGCCAAGGCCUUGAGGCCAGAGGAGUGUAUCAAGCACAUGGUGGUGGCUGUGGACCCAGCUCUCUUACAGCUGGAAGGAGGCGGGACUCUCUUGGCGUCGGUGCAGGCUCUGGGCUGUAGCUGUGCCAUAGAGAAACAACCCCUCCCACGCAGUGUCAGCUGGAUGAGGAGAGCUCCCUGUGCACAGCCAGAUGAUGGUCAGUGUGUACCAGAGGCCCAUGUUGUGAUGCACAUGACAGUUGACGACUUCAUCACUCUGAUCCACGGCUACAUUCAGGAGGAGAGGCAUGGCAGGUCUGGCACCAGUCCGACUCUGACGUCCUGGGUGCAGGAGCAGCAGAGGCGUCACCCCACUAAGAUCCUCAGUCUGGUGGUCAUCGAGCUGGAGAAAUACUUCAGAUCCCAGAAGUCACAAAGCCAGAAGCGAUUUCGAGAGGCAGUUGCGGGUGAGGAGCGAGGAGGAGGACAAGUGAAGAAGAGAAGGAGGAAUGGUGGAGCUGAGGUUCUUCCUGAGGUUUCCCGGGUUGAAUUAGAGGAGGCAGUGGUGCAUCUCCAGCUUCACACAGGCGUCUCUGUCCGCUUCUUGUCAACCUGGAAGGACUUCUCCGAUCAUAUCACCAUGACAACCAAAGCGGUUGCAGAAGCCCCUUUUAAGCGAGAGCGAGAGAAGACAGGCUUCUCUUUCCACCUGGAGAGUGAGUGGGCGGGGGGGCAGCGGGUGGAUAAAGCUGGGAAGGGACUGCUGCAGGUGUGGAAGAGACAGAUCCAGCAGUUUAACAGAGUCAGUCCAGACAUGGCCUCAGCCAUCCUGGCAGCGUAUCCCUCCCCACAGCUGCUCAGGAAGGCUUACAAUCAAUGUAAGAGCGACCAUGAGAAGAUCUCCCUGCUGUCUGACCUUCUUAUCCGCAGAGGAGAAGGCGUCACCUCUACGACUCGCCGCGUCGGCCUGGAGCUUUCCAAACGCCUCUUCAUCCUAAUGAACUGUUGCGAUCCUGAGCAGUCUCUGGACUCCACUGUCUGAUCUUUGAAGUUAGACUCCUAUAAUUUUUGGACUUUGGCAGUUUCUAUUUAACACAGAAUUUCAUAGUAGAUGGAGGUCUGUUUUUAUUGCAUUUCAGUUUCUAUUUAAUCAUGAAUAUUAAAGUUUUAUAAAGAAAAUAAGCAUUUUUUAAGUUUGCUAUCCUUAAGUAAUAGUUUCUAAGAAAUGUCAUACACAUUGAUUUAUGGGAAAUUCUCAGAGUUUUCAGUGUGGGUCUUUUUCUCAAAUUGUGGUCAUUCUGACAGGUUCAUGCUAACUUUACACUCACUAUCUCUACGACAGAGACUCCAGCAAAACAUUGUAUAUCACUGGACAUCAUAUAAAUAAAUAAACCUCAGUUUGACAUGA
Epinephelus lanceolatus (giant grouper) is the source of this 2136-nucleotide messenger RNA. It is a transcript of the gene eme1, whose product is annotated as essential meiotic structure-specific endonuclease 1. Gene Ontology annotation, molecular function: DNA binding; crossover junction DNA endonuclease activity. Gene Ontology annotation, cellular component: Holliday junction resolvase complex; nucleus. The record is from RefSeq and is a predicted model, not a curated record. Lineage: Eukaryota; Metazoa; Chordata; Actinopteri; Perciformes; Serranidae. Gene Ontology annotation, biological process: mitotic intra-S DNA damage checkpoint signaling; double-strand break repair; replication fork processing.